This is a messenger RNA of Trichoplusia ni (cabbage looper), 2467 nucleotides long. Its product is annotated as alpha-N-acetylgalactosaminidase-like. Gene Ontology annotation, biological process: oligosaccharide metabolic process; glycosylceramide catabolic process; glycoside catabolic process. The coding region runs from base 783 to 2066 and encodes 427 amino acids. Gene Ontology annotation, cellular component: cytoplasm. The record is from RefSeq and is a predicted model, not a curated record. The transcript is spliced from 9 exons. Gene Ontology annotation, molecular function: alpha-galactosidase activity. Lineage: Eukaryota; Metazoa; Arthropoda; Insecta; Lepidoptera; Noctuidae.
AAGUUUUAUUUUUUUGACUUUGACCCGCUUUGUCGGCGAUCAUUUUAUUUGAAGAAGUAGGUACAUGGAUGCGAAAAAGAUAAAACAGGAAAAGUAAGUUCGCCCCUUUGCCUAAAUCGUGUGGAUCGACGGCCGUUUACAUUUUUUAUUGUGCUUUCCAAUUGCCUGACGCUACGUGACUUUUCCCGUUUGAUGUUUCUUGUUACUUGACUCACGUUCUACGUGAAAAAAUCUCAUUUGAUUAUGUCUGUUCUAUUGAUUAUACCUGCCUUAAAAUAAUUGAAAUAGAUAAAUUUAAUGCAGCUCAACAUUUGUUUUGGUGUUUUAUAAUAGUUAUUCACGAAAUAAUAUACACCUGCACGAUGAUUUCGUAACUGUUUUUAAAUUGGCCGCUUUUUCUGCAGAAUCUAAGUUUGGCACGCUGUCUUUUGAGAGACUAGUGUAAAACAGAACUCCAAAGAUUUAAAACUGACGCCUUUGAGACAUCUGACACCUUUAUUUUAAGCGUAAUUUUUUACUUUUUAUUAAUUCCGUGAAGUUUUUAGUCAAAGAAUGUUACAAAUUCAAGCAAUUUCAUUGAAAGAAAACAUUUGACAAUAAUUGUCAUCUUAUGUCAAGACUUAAAUGUCAAGUUACCAAUGGAAUGGAAUGUAAACAGUUUAUCACCGUUCACAAUAAAUAAACAAUGAUUAUAAUGCGUCAUUUGUUGUGGUGAGCCGGCGUGGCAAUUUUAAAUGCCGAAAAAUGUUUGAAGUUGUUAAUUUAAGUAUAUAAGCAUCAAAAUGUACACGUCACAAAUGAUAAAAGACGGAGUAACUUCGAGUAAAAUGUUUUAUUUUCGGCGCGCGAUUUUAACAGUGUUUUUCACGCUUUUAUUGCAUGAAGCAAAUCUUUUGGAGAAUGGUCUGGCUCGGACGCCUCCCAUGGGUUGGAUGUCAUGGGGAUAUUACAUGUGUGGCAUCAAAUGCGAGGGAAAUGAGUCUAAAUGUUUAAAUGAACAACUUAUUAUGUCAGUAGCCGAUUCCUUCUAUAGAGACGGCUACCAAGAGGCAGGCUAUGAGUAUAUCAUUGUUGACGACUGCUGGUCCGAGAGGGCACGGGAUGAACACGGGAAGCUGGUGGCUGACCGGAAGAGGUUUCCUCGGGGAAUGAAGUUCCUUGGUGACUAUAUUCAUGCUCGAGGCCUGAAGUUCGGUAUGUACACAAACAUAGCGGAUGUGACGUGUAUGAGGUACCCCGGCUCCAAGCAGUACUUGAGCCUUGACGCUCACACCUUCGCCGAGUGGGGCGUCGACUAUCUCAAAGUUGAUGGCUGUUUUGUAUCUGAAGACUUUCUUAAUGUUGGGUAUAUAAUGUUGGGACAGUACCUCAAUAUGACAAAACGACCGAUGGUGUACUCCUGCAGUUGGCCGUAUUAUAUCGAAUUCAUUCAUAAAAAACAGCCAGAUUACCAGGUCAUAUCGAAGUACUGCAACAUGUGGCGUAACUUCCACGACGUGCAGACGUCGUGGGAGGCGCUGGCCGGCAUCGUGCAGCACUACCGGCGCGGGUACCGGGACAUGGCGCCGCAUCACGGCCCGGGACAGUGGAACGACCCCGAUAUGUUAAUAUUCGGUACUGGUGUACUAACGAGGAGUCAAAGCCGCAUCCAGCUGGCUGUGUACGCGAUGCUAUCAGCUCCCAUACUGCUCAGCUGCGACAUGAACAAGAUCACUCAGUAUGAGAAGACGUUGCUACAGAAUUUAGACCUUAUUGCGGUGGCACAAGACCCAUUGGGGAUCAUGGCGAGGCCUUAUAUGUUCAAUGGCGUGAUAGUUUGGAUAAAACCUCACUUGCCGAAGAAGGGUGACGCCUACCCUUCGUUCUCGUUCGCUCUCGUCAACCUGGAUAUAGAAGACAGUCACGUGAAUUUGACGCCAGGACUCUAUGGGCUGAACUCCACUGAUGGAUAUACUGUACUGGACGUUUUCUCGGGGCAUUAUUUAAGAAAUUUAACAACAAAGGAUACCCUGUCACUCUUAGUUCCUGGUCAAGAUGUCAUAAUGUACACGAUGUACCCACUGUAACUAGCGCAGUGUUGCCAGCGUAACGCCAUUAGCAGUGAUCAUUGCAUUGUUACCAGUGCUGCCACAAUUCAGAUAAUCAAGCAACGAUUAUGUCCUGACUAGGUAAGCGUGUUAAUGUGUAUUGUUGUGUGUUUAGACUUUAUGAAUAGGGUAGUUAGCAAUAAAAAGAUAAAAGUAGUAAUAUUUCAAACUACUUAAAUAUUACAACGGUUUUAUCGGGAUUACUCGACUAGUUUCGGACCCAACCGGAGUCCUUAAUUAAGAGCGGCGGCGGACGAGUGAGUCAGUCAAUAUGAAUAAAGAAAACCUUUAAUGUCUUUAAAUGUUAAUUAAUCUCACGUAAGUUCAUGUAAAAACAUUAAUAAAAACGGCUUUACUUAUGCGAAUAUUAAUGUAAGAGU